CUAGGGUGAUGGUAUAUUAAAAAAAAAAACAUAAAUAAAUAAUAAUAUAAAAAAAAUAAAAUAAUAUGAAUACAUUUUGGUCAAGAUUUAUGAAGAAAGAUUAUUUAUUUGCAAAAUUUUAUAAGAAAAACACUUUUUUUUUUCAAAAUGUUUGGACUUUUUCAUUUAAAUAGCAAAAAAAUUAAAAUCUCAGUGGUGAAUAAAUACCACCAAAAUAAAGUUUUAUCUGUCUCAAAAAAUGCUAAAAAAAAUCAUAUGGGUACAGUGUGGCAUGACCGCGCGAUUGUCAUUCAAAGUGUGAUAGCGCUGAAAGCUGAAAAUUGGCCUGGACAGGAAGGGGGUGAAAGUGUCCGGACUUGAAGUG
Molecule: messenger RNA, 364 nt
Organism: Staurois parvus
Lineage: Eukaryota; Metazoa; Chordata; Amphibia; Anura; Ranidae
Source: the annotation of a GenBank genome assembly